This is a messenger RNA of Zygotorulaspora mrakii, 417 nucleotides long. It is a transcript of the gene SWS2, whose product is annotated as mitochondrial 37S ribosomal protein uS13m. Gene Ontology annotation, molecular function: RNA binding; structural constituent of ribosome. Gene Ontology annotation, cellular component: small ribosomal subunit; ribosome; mitochondrion. NCBI's taxonomy places the organism in Eukaryota, Fungi, Ascomycota, Saccharomycetes, Saccharomycetales, Saccharomycetaceae. Gene Ontology annotation, biological process: translation. The transcript has a single exon. The coding region runs from base 1 to 417 and encodes 138 amino acids. The record is from RefSeq and is a predicted model, not a curated record.
AUGGUAGUGCACAUUCUGGGAAAAGGUUUUAAGGGAAAAGAGGUAAUCAGGAUUGCGCUAGCAUCUAAAUUUUACGGUAUUGGAUUAACCACUGCCGAAAGAAUAUGCUCCAGGUUGGGAUUCUACCCAUGGAUGAGAAUGCACCAGCUGUCUGAGGCUCAAAUUUUAAGUAUCACCAGCGAAUUAUCAAAUAUGACGAUAGAGGGUGAUGCUCGUGCAAUCGUUAAGGAGAAUAUUGCUCUUAAGAAAAGAAUUGGCUCCUAUGCCGGUAUGAGACAUGCCACAGGCCUUCCAGUGCGCGGUCAAAAGACUAGAAACAAUGCCAACACAGCAAGGAAGCUAAAUAGAAUCGACAGGAAAGGAUAUCACACAAGCGCUUGGUCAAGCAUUUUGGGGGCUUUCACAAAAACGCUGUGA